AUGCCUUCCGCCGCGAAGCUGUUUUACACCGCGGUCUUCGCCUUGGCGAGUCUGGCAGAUACUAGUCAUGCCUCGCAAGAUCUUGAUACCGCGAAAUGCGCUUUCGACCCUUCUGCUAUGGUUACAGACGCGUGUGUCUCAUAUGGCACCAUCAACAAAUUGAACGACGAAGUUUACACCCUCCUUCAAAGCAUUACUACCGAAACCGAUUUCUUCUCAUAUUACCGAUUGAACUUGUUUAACAAAGAAUGCCCGUUCUGGUCCGAUGCCGAUAGCAUGUGUGGAAAUAUUGCGUGCGCUGUGAAUACUAUUGAUUCCGAGGAGGACAUUCCCCUCACCUGGCGCUCGGAGGAGCUGAGCAAGCUGGAGGGACCCAAAGCCCAUCACCCACCUCGAAAGGUACAAGCGGAACGUCCGGAACGACCCCUCCAGGGAAUGCUCGGCGAGGGUGUUGGGGAAAGUUGUGUGGUCGAAUAUGAUGAUGAAUGUGACGACCGAGACUACUGUGUCCCCGAGGACGAGGGCUCAGCGGGUAAGGGCGACUACGUGAGUCUUGUGGACAACCCUGAACGAUUCACGGGAUACUCCGGACCUGGUGCACACCAAGUAUGGGACGCCAUCUACCGCGAGAAUUGUUUCGUGAAGUCUACCGAAGAGGAGCUGGAGGAGCAGGCCGUCAGCGUGCCAAUGGGCGGACUUCAAGCCGCAUCUGAUUUCCGCAGCGUGUUAUUGCAGGAGUCGCAGCGCUUGGAAGGUUUGCCGUUAGAUAACGAAUGUCUGGAGAAGCGUGUCUUCCACCGUCUUAUCAGUGGUAUGCACGCUUCGAUCUCGACUCAUCUUUGCUGGGAUUACUUGAACCAGACGACUGGACAGUGGCAACCCAAUAUGCAGUGCUACAAGGAGCGCUUGCAUGACCACCCCGAACGUGUUUCCAACAUGUACUUCAAUUACGCCCUGGUAUCCCGCGCCGUGGCCAAGCUCCGCAAGCACCUGCAGAGCUACACUUUCUGUACCAGCGAUCCCGUCCAGGAUUUCGAUACCAAGCAGCGAGUCAACCAGCUUGCGGAGAUUCUUGCGCGCCCACCUCGUAUCUUUGACGAGGAGCUCAUGUUCCAAGAUCCCAUUGCCCACGGCCUGAAAGACGAUUUCCGAAACCGCUUCCGCAACGUCAGCCGCCUGAUGGACUGCGUGGGCUGCGACAAGUGCCGUCUUUGGGGUAAGCUCCAAGUCAACGGAUACGGAACCGCAUUAAAGGUUCUCUUCGAGUAUGACGAGACCAAGAACGGUGAGAACCCGCCUCUGCGCCGCACCGAGCUGGUCUCCUUGAUCAACACCCUCGGCCGUAUUUCUCACAGUCUUGCUGCCGCGCGCAGCUUCCACGAAGCCUAUGAAGCAGGCCAGGAGCACGCGUUUCCCCUGCACCAUUACGCCCCUCUCGCUCCUAAGCAAGCCGAGGUCAAGCCGGAUGAGAAGCAGCCCAGACGUGUGUUCCACGAUGGUGCUGGUAAUUUGUACUAUGAGGAUGAUGAUGACAGUGAAUGGUACCAAGGAGGUCAGAAGAUUGAGGGACGCAAGCCUUGGGAGUAUCCACCUCGCCCUGAGAAGCCCACCGCCUACGAUGACCUCGUCUCCGAGUGGACAAUUCUUCGCGACACGACCAUGUAUGUCUUGAAGAGUUGGAUCGGAAUCCCUUGGACUUGUUAUGGAAUUUUAAGCUCAGAGGCCAACCGACUAUGGGCUUUCUGGCUGGGUCUGCCUGUUCCUCCUCGUCAAUGGAAGAUCAAGGCCCCUGGUUCAGACGACCCCAUGCGUCGCUCUGUGAAACAUGAGGAACUCUGA
Molecule: messenger RNA, 1839 nt
Organism: Penicillium verhagenii
Lineage: Eukaryota; Fungi; Ascomycota; Eurotiomycetes; Eurotiales; Aspergillaceae
Product: ER oxidoreductin
Exons: 3
Coding region: 1-1839 (612 amino acids)
Biological process (GO): protein folding in endoplasmic reticulum
Cellular component (GO): endoplasmic reticulum membrane; endoplasmic reticulum
Molecular function (GO): thiol oxidase activity; FAD binding; protein-disulfide reductase activity
Source: RefSeq, a predicted model, not a curated record